Leptomonas pyrrhocoris is the source of this 4451-nucleotide messenger RNA. RefSeq names its product serine/threonine protein phosphatase-like protein. Lineage: Eukaryota; Euglenozoa; Kinetoplastea; Trypanosomatida; Trypanosomatidae. Gene Ontology annotation, cellular component: cytoplasm. Gene Ontology annotation, biological process: peptidyl-serine dephosphorylation. Bases 1335 to 4451 code for a protein of 1038 amino acids. The record is from RefSeq and is a predicted model, not a curated record. The transcript has a single exon. Gene Ontology annotation, molecular function: protein serine/threonine phosphatase activity.
GCUUGCUUCGCUUUGUACCCGCCACGUCGACACGAACAUCUCUCUCUCUCUCUCGCGGUGCGUAGAUGCGUGCGUAGAAGUAAUAUGCGCACUGAAUAACUCGAUGUAACACAGCGGUGUACUCUUCGCUUCUUUUUUUUUUCUCUUUUUUUUUUCUUCUGCUGUGCAGUUCCCUUCGAGAACAGUACACUGCAAAAGGGAGGUAUUGGCGCGUUCCCCCUUGAUCAUAUUCUCCCGCAACACGUUGAUUCGAGCAAGUAAGGUGGCUCCAGCGGCGGAAGGACGAUACGCCUCCGUUAGAAUCGUUCGCUGAGCCAAGACGGCUCGACUCGAUCAUCGACAUUCUGACUUUUCUUUUCUCUUUUCUCUUUCUCAACUCAGCGUGCUUUUGCCACUUCUAAAGCCGUUAAAAAAGAAGAAAAAGUAAUUAUUGUAUUUCGUGUAAUUCAUUGAAUGGUGACGAAAAGUUUCUUGACAGCUUCUUUGCGGUCGUCCUCUUCACCGGCGCUCCGACGCAGCAACGAUUUUUAUUUACUUGUUUAUUGCUCUGCUUGUUUGGUUUGCUUGUUGAUCAUUUUUUUUUUAAAUGCUUUCCGAUUAAUGCGCUUAACCUCUCUAAAUAAACUUACGAUUAUCCGUUGUUUCUUUUAGCGCACCUAUUGUUCUUCUUCAUCUGUUGUAACGGGUAGAGUGCUGCUUUUCCCUUCUCUUUGUUUUCGCCUGGAACUUCGUGUUUCGUGUCUCCCGCACUGCACGAGUCCCCCCUCUUCUGUGUGUUUGCGUGUUUCUUCUUCUGUCUUUUGCGAGUGGGGGACGACGCCUGUGAGCAACUCCCCCCCUUCACUUUAAAAAAAAAAUAUUUUCCCGCUCUAUGAGGAGCCGCGCGGUUUCACUAAGGGGAUUUCCGUAACGCCUUUUCCUUUUAUGCGUCGAAGCACAGUUGAAGGAGGUUUCCUCAGUGUCGCAGCGUUGCGUGCUGUCACGAAGUUCGCCCACUGUUGGGUAAGUGCUAGAUUUUUUUAUAUACAUCUCAAGGUGCUUGCUAGCAACCACCAUCAUUAUUUUCCUGUCUUUUUGACUCGUCCCACGAGUAGAGAUUAAAACGAAAACUCUUCCUUUGUGACAGUAAACCGAUUAAACGAUUGUGUGGCGCAGCAUUAAGAGGAAGGAAACAGCGAGAGAGCUGCCUCCCUUCUUUUUCUUUUUUUCGUUCAAGCGCUGUAGUCAGCUUUUGGCAGUUCUUCUAUGCGUGCAACGGCCACAGCAAAGAGAAAGAAGAAAUAGAGGCCAUUUUUCUGUGUUCAGUUCACAAAGAUCUCUCUCACCCGCAGCACAUGCCCUUGAGCAUGGUGGGGAUCACCGGUGACACGAAGACCAGCACCGCCGCGGCUUCGACUACUGCUGCGAUGUCCACGCACACGACGCAGCUUUGCGCUCCGUCCUCGCCGUCCAGUACCCCCGCCAGUCCAGUGGAAACGACGAGUGCUCUGCUGGGCUGUAACCCCUCUACGCACGUGGCGGAGCGUGUGGACGACCGACCUGUCUACCACAACGCCCUCCUUUACGGACCCCACACGAGCACCAUCCGCAUGAACCCGUACGUGCGCUGCGUGUGCGGCAACGGAGUGCCUGAGAUUCGCUCGUUAAAGGAGCUGCUUUCGCUGAAGAACCAGCCCGCCCCCGCAGAACCCGACACACCGUGUUUGCGACCGACGCAUGGGCCGGCGACUACGUGGUACGGCCCUGAUGGUCGAUCCAGCACUACGGCUUCUGCUCCUGCUGCCACUGUUGCCGUUACAGGACUCUCGUCGUUCCAUGACGAUUUAAUGAACCCGGCGUUGAUGGGGGCUGUUAGUGCUGGCGCUUCUGUUGAUAGCGUGACGAAGGACGACGAGCACGCGCUGUCGCCGACUCUGGCCUUCACCGCGGACAGCGUUGCUACGCCCAACACCUUCGCUACCGUCGUCACCCACGAAAAACGGAUCAUCUCGCACUUGACCCGACGCCUGCGCAGCUCCGUCAAGCAGCAUCAGGACACGCCUCUUGGGAGGCCAACGGAGACGGUGUGCUCAGAGGACGGAGAGGAGGCGGGCGACGAUGACGUCUUGGAAGACGUUCCAUUUGGUGCAACGAGCGAUCCGUCGGCGGACGCGGAUGUGGGCGAGGUGCCCAUGCUGCCCUGCUCCACCCGCGAUAAGGCUGCUGUUGAGGAAGGGGAGGCCCACCACCCAGGCACCAUCACCACCGCGCCACCGCUGGAGUGCUCACUGGCCCGGCCGUGCACGCCGUCCCCUAUGCAGCAGCGUCAGUGGUGCAUGCAGGCAAGCAACGAGCGCAUAGUCUCGUCACGCUCCUCGUCGGCGGUGCUGUGCGCGUUAUCGGAUGCGCAGACGGCAGCUACGCGACAUGGCCAGCCGCUGCUGCCGCACGCACACUCCUCCUCCAGCAUGUUGUCGCUUUCUUCUGGCCACCACCACCACCAUCACGCACUACACAGACACGGUCCACCUCACUCGCCGAUACCGGCCGCAGUCCUGCGUAGUUGCCUCGCACCGGUGGCGAAGCUGGAGGAGAGCCCCUACCACUACAUCACGCGGAACUACAUUGGCGGCACGUUCCUGUACUACAGCACCGCCGAGAGCAAGGAGUACUUUCUGCGCCUGUGCCACCGUGUCGUCGCGCAGGUGCGACCACUGUUGGAGCAGGAGACCCUCUCCCCCCAUCACGGCCUCUUCCCUCGCAUCAACGCCCCGGCAUACGUGUUUGGCGACAUCCACGGCAACUUCGAAGACUUGUCCUUCUUUCUCAAGCGACUGCUUCUUUUCCAUGACUUCAACCUCACCCCGGCAAAUAUUCUCUGCCUGGGCGACUACGUCGAUCGCGGCCCUUUUUCGCUGGAGUGCGUGAUCCUGCUCUUCUCGCUGAAGAUCAUGAACGCGUCGAAGAUUGUGAUGCUACGCGGCAACCACGAAGACCGCGUUGUGUGUGGCGACCUGCAGACCUACGGCCGCGGCUGCUUCCUCGGACAGUGCCAGACCGUGUUUGGCUACAUGGAAGGCAUGAAGCUGUUCAAAGAAGUCACGGCCCUCUUCAAGUACCUACCGCUGGCGGCGGAGCUGGUGAUUCCAAGCACGCCGAACAUCGCCUUCUUGCGCUCGCAACAAACCGCCACGCACCCGAACUUGUACGUGAGCCAGCCGGCGGUGCUGCUGCACGACGCAACCCCAGCAGCAGAGGCGCCGGCCUCUUCUGCAAAAGCGCAAGACGUGCCCCUCUCUUUCUCUUCCUCCUCCUCGCCGUACACCGCACCUCACCUCCUCCACCCGGGCGGGGAUGUGGCCAGCGGCGAAAGCGGAGACAAUGUUCUGUCAAAGAGCCCUUCCACCCUUCUACCACCGUCAUUCCCCGUCACGACGCCUGCCGCGGCGGCAGCCGACACGACAUCGGCAGCCAUCCCCGCGACGGCAGGCGACAGAGCCAUCGCGGACGCCUCGCUCGCACGUGGGCACCCUUCCCUCCACGAGGCCCACGAGGAGCGCAUUCUCUGCGCCCACGGCGGCAUCCCCCGCUUCGACCGGCCCCCGCUCGAAGACAACGCGCUGAGUGCCCUCCGCAGUCUCGCCUUCCCCCGCAUGCUGACGCUUUUUCCAAACAACCCGAUGGCGAAGGACGACCCAGAGUGCGCGCCGGACCACUUCGCUCAGAAGGAGCUGCCGGCGCUCUGGCGGCGAUACCCGUCCAUGGCACCACCGGAGUUUACCGCGGCAUCGCGACGUGAGGCGGUGGAGGCGGCCGCGGCAGUAGGCAGCACCACCGGGCCUCUUGUCGCUGCGCACUCUGCAAAGUCGCGGAAGCUGAUCUCGAGCUCCAGCAGCGCGAGCUACCCCAGUGUGAAUGGACAGGACGAAGGGCGAGCGUCAUCCUCUUCCAGCGCCUCCUCGGCCAGCUCGAAUUCGCACACGCAGUCGGACAUGACCAGCGCUUUGCAGGCAGGCAUGCCAUUGUUGCAUCGCUGCCGCAGCCGCGACAUGCUCCCGCAGCCAACGGAUGAGGAGGUGCGGAAAGCGUGGUACACCACCUUUGACCUUCUUUGGUCUGAUCCUACCUCGAUGGAGUUAGAGGAGGAGUGUGCCGGCGUGCGCGGUAGCGCAGCUGGGGCAGCGCCGGCGUCACGCACGCACAUCAACGAAUGGGGCUUCGGCAUCAACACGCGCGGCAACAACGUCGUGUCGUUUUCGGCGAAGGCGGUGGACACGUUCUUGACGGCGCACAACUACUCCAUGCUGUUCCGCGCGCAUCAGGAAAAGGCGCAUGGCCUGCGCUGGAGUAAGAGCAGCAAGGUGCUGACCAUCUUCAGCACCAGCAAUUACAUGGGCCACGGAAACGGCGCCGGGUGCGUGGUGGUGGCCGCGAACGGAGAAGUGCAGAUGGUGGAGAAGGUAUGCAUGUAA